CAGGAGUGUGCACCCCACCACCACCCUCCUCGCACCCUACCCCGGCUCCCCAGCCGCCAACCUGCCGCCCGGCCUGCUCGUCAUCAGCAGCCGCGCAGCAACACUGUACUCCUCGCCGCCACCACUGUACGACAUAACCGCCGCCGUUACGGCAGCGGCGGCUGCGGCGGCGGCGCAGGUUUCAACAGGAGCUUCACCUUCCCCCUCAUCCUCCUCCUCCACAGCAGCAGCGGCAGCAGCUACGGCGGCAGGGUCCUCCUCAUUGCCCGCGGGGCCUGAGGCGGUGGAUGCGGAGGAGGCGGCGGUGGCGGCUUUCUUCGAUGCCGCGUUUGGAAGGGACGCGCUAGAGGAUGCGGCCAUUGCCUUUGCGGAGGGAGCGGGUACAAUAUCUUCCGGAACCGCAGCAGCAGCCUCGGCGGCUGCUGGGGUGAGCAACGGCACCAUGCCUGGUAGCGCUGUGGUACGCCGAAUCGAGGUGGCACAGUUUGGGACCCUCACGAUGGAGGAGCAGGAGGCGGCGGCAGGGGGGACGGAGGGUGGGAAGGUCGGAGGCAUGGCCGGUCUUCCGACCUGCGUGGAGGAUCUAGCAGCCGGGGUGUAUGUGGUGGGCGACAGCAGCGCAGGCCUGCACCUGCUGCACACCGCGGGACCCCGCCCCUGGAGCAGACCCCUGGAUUGCGGCCUGGAGGACCUGCCGCUGCCCAAUGCGGCGGUUGCAGCGGCUGCCGUACCGAGUGUCCUGCGCUACCUGCCGUACUGCCGUACCUCUGCUGCUGUUGCUGCUACUGUUGAGAAGGGAAAGAAGGAACAGGUUGAGCCCGACGAGGAGGAGCAUUACAGCGGGCUGUUGUUCGUGGGUAGCAGCAGCAGCAACAGUCAGGUGCUGGCGGUGCCGGCCGCAUGCACCUCGCCUGCAUGCCGGCCUGCUGCUGCCGCUGCCACCGCAUCGACCCCCGGUCAACCCUCUGCUGCCUCCACCUCCACGCUCCCCGCCCGCUCCCCGCUGCGGUGGCCGCUGGCGGAGGUCGCGGCUAUCAAGAGCCUGGGACCCGUGAUGGAUGCGGUGGUGGUGCCGGAUGCGGAGGGCUGCGAUGACCCCUGGCUGGUGGCGAGUUGCGGCCACGGACCCGCGGGUCGGCUGAUCCGCGGCAGGAUGGCGGCGGGACUGCAGCCGUACAUGGGGGAGGGGCCGCAAGUGCCGGACGGAUGCCGCCUAUUCGCACUUCGGCUUGGUGCAACCGCCGCCACCUCCUCCCCCUCCUCUUCCACCACCUCCCUCCCGACCUCCUCCUCCUCCUGCAUGCGCCCGCACACGCACGUGGGGUUCAGCUUCGAUGCCGCCUGCCGCACCGACCUGCUGUGUGUGGCGGGAGGAGCGGGGGGAGAGUUCACACAGGUCGAGCUGCCGGGACUGGACCACGGGUCCGCCUCGCUGCUGCUGGCUGACUUGGCGGCGCAGGCGGAUGAGGAAGGUGGUGGUGCAGCAGCAACAGCAGUGGUGGGGGGAUCGCGGCUGGUGCAGGCGACACAGGCGGGCGUGCGGGUGCUUGAGCCGCUGGCAGCGGGAGGGGGACUGGCGGCGGAGUGGAGGGCACCAGAGCCCCUCUCCCUGGCAGUUCACAACGGCGGCCGCAUCCUCGCCGUCGCCAGCCGCUCCCGCCUCACCCUGCUUGCCGUACAGCCACACACCGGUGCCGUACAACAGCUGUCGUACAUUCAACUCUCCGCACAGCUCUCGGCACUGACACUGUGCAGCCUGCCGCCGCACCUAAUCCCGCCUCCGUCAUCUUCACCUUCACCUUCCUCGUUAACGUCAUCGUCAGCUGAAGCAGCAGCGGCGGCGGCGGUAGCGGGA
Molecule: messenger RNA, 1855 nt
Organism: Astrephomene gubernaculifera
Lineage: Eukaryota; Viridiplantae; Chlorophyta; Chlorophyceae; Chlamydomonadales; Astrephomenaceae
Source: the annotation of a GenBank genome assembly